Messenger RNA from Anopheles arabiensis, 1536 nucleotides. RefSeq lists its product as uncharacterized. Gene Ontology annotation, molecular function: nucleic acid binding. Gene Ontology annotation, biological process: DNA integration. The coding region runs from base 1 to 1536 and encodes 511 amino acids. Lineage: Eukaryota; Metazoa; Arthropoda; Insecta; Diptera; Culicidae. The record is from RefSeq and is a predicted model, not a curated record. The transcript is spliced from 4 exons.
AUGGCUGCCGUGGCUUACUUCAGACUCGAGUUGCAAGCAGCAGUACUAGGCGCGCGACUGAGCAAGGCGAUCAUCCGAUCACACCGUCUGGAGAUUCAUCGCACCACGUAUUGGACGGACUCAAAAAACGUUGUCAGCUGGCUAAAUUCCGAUCACCGACGCUAUCAUCAAUUUGUCGCCUUUCGGAUCGGAGAGUUGCUUGAGACGACAGACGUGCAACAAUGGCGAUGGCUACCGACGAAGUACAAUGUAGCGGAUGAUGGAACCAAGUGGGUGAAAACCCCCGAUCUGUCACCCGGCAGCCGUUGGUUUCGAGGUCCUUCUUUCCUGUGGGAACCUGAGUGCGAGUGGCCCGCGGCGGUGGAACCUGUUCACGACACAACUGAAGAGCUUCGGGUAAGCGCGUGCCACCAUCAAACUGUCGACAAGGGUGUCGAAGCAGGUGGGUUCAUCCAGUUUGAGCGAUUCAGCAAGUGGAGAAGGCUUUUACGAGCCGUUGCACAUGCUAUCCGCUUCAUUUCUAACGUCCAGAACAGCAUCCGUGGAACAACGAAACAACUGGGACCCCUGACGCAACCAGAACUGGCCGAAGCAGAACUGAUUGUGAUCAGAUCGAUCCAGCAGGAGAGCUACCCCGAAGAGAUCCGAUGCCUGCGACAAGACGAAAGGAAACACCCGUGGCAGACAGGCAUCAAGAAAGAGAGUCCACUGUUUAAGCUAUCACCCGUCCUUGACGAUAGCGGCGUAAUAGUGAUGGGUGGACGACGCGUCGAAAAAAGAUGGGGUGUCAUCUUCACGUGCCUCACCGUUCGAGCGGUGCACCUAGAGGUAGCGCACACCCUUAGUACCGGAUCGUGUAUCGCUGCUGUUCGCCGAUUCAUCGCCCGGCGCGGCGUUCCCCGCGAGAUCAUCAGCGAUUGCGGGACGAACUUCGUGGGAACAGCACGAGAGCUACGGGACGCGAUUGCCGGUGUGGACCACGAGGCGCUCAUGACAGAGUUCUGCAGUCCGGAACUGAAGUGGACGUUCAAUCCACCGGGAGCACCACACUUCGGAGGCUGCUGGGAGCGUUUGGUGCGAUCGGUGAAGAAGGUGCUUGGACAUCUUAACCUUCCCCGCCGACCGACUGACGAGGUGCUCGAGACUGCGCUGGCUGAGAUCGAGCUGAUCCUAAACUCCCGGCCUCUUACGUACGUUCCGGUAGAUGACGCAACGCAGCAGCCUCUUACGCCAAACCAGAUCCUGCUUGGAACAGCAGACGGAAGCAAGCCACCUGUGGCUUACAGCAGCGGCAGCGAUGCGGUCAACUCGUCCUGGAAAGCAGCACAGCAUAUUGCGGAUCUGUUCUGGAAAGCGUGGGUACGAGAUUAUUUGCCGGUGCUUGGGAAACGAACGAAAUGGUUCGAAGCGGCGGAACCGUUAGGAGUAGGAGAUCUCGUUCUAAUAGUGGAUGAGAACUUACCGCGCAACUGCUGGCCUAAGGGUUUGAUCGAGGAAGCGAUUAAAGGAAAGGACGGCCAGACUGGCAUGGAGUAA